This is a messenger RNA of Prorocentrum cordatum, 525 nucleotides long. The record is from the annotation of a GenBank genome assembly. Lineage: Eukaryota; Dinophyceae; Prorocentrales; Prorocentraceae.
GCCGAGAUGAUGCCCGAGGGAGCCGCGACCAAGGUUGUCAAGCAGGUCCUCGGCGAGAUCCCCCAAGAUCUGCAAGCGCUGCGCGAGGUGAUGCUUCCAGUGAAAAAGCAAUUCAAGCCUGUUUUGCCGAGGGCCAGCGCCGAGAAGGGCAAAGAGCAGUUCGAGUCGGUAGCAAUCCUGCCCAAGAAGGCCAAGGACUACUUCGACGAGUUCAUGCGGUUUUGCCUCGAGGGUGACGCAAGCGAGCGCAUCUGCACCGCGAACGCCAUCGUGGCGUGGCGCUGGCAAGUUAGCAAGGUGGCCAAGAAGGCUUUCGAGCUCGACGUGCACAGGUCCACCGCCGCCAAGCGCCUCAAGCGCGACGAGGACACCGAGGAGAAGAAGCUCGAGUACCAGAAGAUGUUCUUCGAUGUGUGCACCAAGACUAGCUCCCCGAACUACAACAAUAUCAACAACGAGUACGAGGAGAUGAAGGUCGAGAAGACGGGCAAGCAAGAGUUCGAGAAGAUCGAGGUGGAGGUUUGA